Messenger RNA from Physcomitrium patens, 1878 nucleotides. RefSeq lists its product as uncharacterized. Lineage: Eukaryota; Viridiplantae; Streptophyta; Bryopsida; Funariales; Funariaceae. The record is from RefSeq and is a predicted model, not a curated record.
UUGAUUCGUUUCAGUUGGUGUGCACAGCUCGUUCGGCAGGUCAAAGCGUAGCUGACGGCUCUUCAGUGGAAUCUUCCAAGUAACUGAGGGCGGGAGGGAGUGAAUUGUUUAAUUUUGCCUGCAUUUGUGAGCUUGAGGUUUUGCCUCCUCCACUUGCUGACGGAAUAAGAAGUAAAUUCGGAGGGGGCGGUUGGUUCCUUCAUGCUUGUGUGUGAACUGAGGGGAAGGAAUCCCUCCCAGUCUGAUGUUGCAAGUUGCGAGAUCAUGCCAUCUGCGAACCACAUAACGAUGCCGGAUACAUCUAGGACCACUUGGUUGGUUCCGUGAUUGUGGGACUCUCACCCGGAAGCCAGAAUUUCGCAGUGCACCGUUACAAAGACGUGUAGUCUAGUCCGUUGGGACGCUUCUCUGUCUAUCUGCUUUCUCACGUACACUGAUCCGCGAGAUAAUUUUCACAAGUUUUCGAGCUAUCUGUAUCGAUUUCCCAGCCAAGAAUGAUUUCCAAGUUGAAAAUUCAGUUUCUCAGUUGAAUUGAGAGAACUAUUAUUCGCUGUGAAAUUAGCAGUUUGAGUACUUUUGCCUCCUUUAGAGCUAGUGAUUAGUAACCAGCUGCAUCAAAGAGGGGUUGCAAAUUUUGUUUUUGGUUCUGUAUAAGAUCUGGGGUAUAGGAGUCUGAGUUCUUGACGAGAUUUUUGUCCAUGCGCAAUAGGCAUAGCUCUUCAUCACCACUGUUCGCUGAUUCAACCCCCUUCCCACAUUGCAGCGAAGUAAAUUGAAGCUUUGUCUCCAGCACACGGUGAAAGGUGUUGAGCAUGGAUCUGUCAGCACUACACAGUAUAUACAAUCCUCCAGGUAUUUCAAGCCGAGAGACGGUGGUGUCAAGAAUCUGGAGCCGAGGGGUGACUAGUUAUCUAAUACGUAAAAACGAAGGCUCGAGGUUGAUGACUAGAGCUUAUCUUCCCCACAGCCACGCUACCGAAGAUCAUCACGCCGUCCUGGGAGUCUCCCGGUUUGCUACAAAGCAAGAGAUUAAAACCAGUUACCGUCGUCUUGCACGGGAGCUACACCCCGAUGUGUGCAAGAGCGAGCACUGCUCCACGCGGUUUCAGAAAGUCAAGAGAGCUUAUGAGGCAUUGAUUCAAGAGUCAACUUCACAUUUCGGAAACUUUGAGAAUGACGCGUCGGACAAUCUGGAGGACUUCAAGGGAGUGGAAGAUAGCAACUGGGACGAGUGGGAAGAGUGGAUGGGUUGGGAGGGCGCUGGCACUUACGACUACUCGAACCACAUCAACCCAAACAUGUAGACCGAAAGAAUUCUCCGCUUUGUCGAACAAAAACGUUGACACAGAAAUUUGUUCAACUUUUGGAACGCCACUGUAAACUAACGCCCAGUGGCCACUUCACGCUGACGAAAGAAUUGCAACAAGCAGAAUAGGGAUACGUCCUCCUCUCUCUCAGAGAAUCAACAUUCGAUCGACGUCGCUAAGCAAGCUCCACAUCUCCAUGACCUCUCUCUAACCAAGGCUGGUCUCAGUGCACCCCAAGUGCCCAUAGCCGAUGAGUGGCAGUGUAUCUCUUUGUACAUGCAGUGAUUAAUGAAAUUGUUUUGUGAUUGACUCACGAGGUGAGCAUCUGAGUGGGUUGUUGCGCAACCUGGAAACCAGGUCGAUCAGAUCCAAAGAGAACCAACUGUGGAAAAGCAGUCUUCUCUAGUCCUGCGAGCCAUGGUUCCAUCACUCAUUGGCUUCAAAAGGCUUGUAAACUGACUCCAAAUCGCUCAGCUCCUUGUAACUCUUCACCAUGUUCUCUUCAUUGCACAGCUGCAGCGGCGUUGAGCCACAAUCCACCUGCAAAUCUUCAGCAAAACUUUAAACUUCA